UGUUUGUCUACCAUCAGUUUAGUCAUUAUAAUUAUGGUGUCAAUUUUCCAUUUUGUGCUUUAUGCCAAUACUCGUGUCCAAUCCCUGUCCAACCUAAGACCUAGCAGUAUCAAAUAUCAUUCCAUUUAUAUGCAUGAUAUAUACUAAACUGCUCAUAAGUUAAUAACUUUCACCUUCAAGCUAAGUCAAGAAAGUGAACAUAAACAGCUCAGAGUAGAAAAGAGAGAAAAACAAAUGGAAGCUAUGAAAAUUGCUGAAGUAGUGCAGACAAGUGAGCCAGUAAAGGACACAUACAAAAUAGCAUACAUUCUACAUUUCUUCCUAGGAGCCGGCAAUCUUCUUCCAUGGAACACGUUCAUCACAGCCAUUGAUUACUUCGCGUAUCUAUACCCAACAAAGCAUGUCGAAAGAGUCUUCUCAGUGGCUUACAUGACUUCCUCACUAAUUGUCUUGUUACUGAUGAUAAAGGGCCAAGGAAGCACCAUGAGAAGCAAAGUUAGCUUUAGACUAAAAAUGAAUUUUGGCUUCUCCAUGUUUGUUCUGUCUUUAAUGGUAACUCCAACAAUCGAUUGGGCUAAAGGGUCGUCAUCCUGGAAGUCUGAUGGGAGCUUCCUCGCAACUGUGGCAUCUGUGGUGGUGUGUGGUUUAGCUGAUGGAUUGAUUGGAGGAAGCUUGAUAGGUUCUGCAGGAAAGUUGCCCAAGGAGUAUAUGCAGGCAGUUUUUGCUGGAACUGCUUCCUCAGGGGUCCUAGUUUCUGUUUUGAGGGUCAUAACAAAGGCAUCGCUCCCUGAGAAUCCAAGAGGUUUACAAACAAGUGCGCAUUUCUACUUCAUCGUGAGCGCCAUCAUCGUAGUGGUCUGCACAAUCUGCAGCAACCUGCUGUUCAGACUCCCAGUAAUGCAACAGCAUUGCAACAAGCAACUAUCUCAACAACACAAUCACGAUCCUACAACUUAUAGGCCUAAACUUUCUGACAUUGCCAAGAAAAUCCUACAUCCCGCAAUAGGAAUCCUAUCAAUUUAUGUUGUUACUCUAUCAAUUUUCCCUGGAUUCAUUUCAGAUGAUAAUCAUAAAUCUGAGCUGCUUAAAGACUGGUACCCAAUUUUGGUUAUCAUGGUCUACAAUUUUUCAGACUUAGCCGGAAAAACCCUUACUGCUUUGUUGAUUCCAAGCAACAUAACUAGAGUGACAUGGGCAUGCUUGGCAAGAGUCGUGUUUUACCCUGCUUUCAGAGCAAAUCUUCAUGGACCUAGGUGGCUUAAGAGUGAAGUUUUUACAGUGUUGCUGACAUUUUUGCUUGGUAUAAGUAAUGGCUAUCUAACAAGUACCCUUAUGAUUCUAACUCCGAAAUCUGUGAGCUCGUUGGAGGCAGAAACUGCUGCUGUUGUCAUGGCCAUGGCUCUUGGUGUUGGCUUGGUUGUAGGUUCAAUUCUAGGUUGGCUCUGGAUCAUAUGAUAGAUGAUCUAUUGUUGUAUUGGCCCUAGAUCAUAUUAUAAUCUAUAAUAUGUAUCAGGUUUUUCGUACCAAAUUAUGCAUGUCUUGUCUUACAUUGUAGUAGAAAUGAAGUUUUAUCAGCUUGUUACAUUAUCUUUAUUCUCAUUGUAGUAUAAUUCAUCAAUUAGUAAGAUUUAC
Chenopodium quinoa (quinoa) is the source of this 1632-nucleotide messenger RNA. RefSeq names its product equilibrative nucleotide transporter 8-like. Lineage: Eukaryota; Viridiplantae; Streptophyta; Magnoliopsida; Caryophyllales; Amaranthaceae. The transcript has 2 exons. The record is from RefSeq and is a predicted model, not a curated record. Gene Ontology annotation, cellular component: plasma membrane. Gene Ontology annotation, molecular function: nucleoside transmembrane transporter activity. Gene Ontology annotation, biological process: nucleoside transmembrane transport. The coding region runs from base 235 to 1455 and encodes 406 amino acids.